Molecule: messenger RNA, 6675 nt
Organism: Formica exsecta
Lineage: Eukaryota; Metazoa; Arthropoda; Insecta; Hymenoptera; Formicidae
Gene: Syn1
Product: beta-1-syntrophin
Exons: 9
Coding region: 894-2666 (590 amino acids)
Cellular component (GO): intracellular anatomical structure; dystrophin-associated glycoprotein complex
Molecular function (GO): protein binding; structural molecule activity
Source: RefSeq, a predicted model, not a curated record
AUAAAUAGAUCUAAAUUUUAAUUAUUUAAAAUCUUGAAGAGAGAGAAACAGUGCGCGCUUUAAACAUAUCAUAAUUUAAAAGUUAUAAUAUAAUUUUCGGUGAUACUGAAACCUCAAUAACGCGAAAAACUUAAGACAUUUAAAAUUUCAACAAAUUAGCAAUCUUAGUAUUUUAGAAUCCAAAGAAUAAAUUAUCUGAUUAUUUAAAACUCUAGAGUUUGAAGCAUUCUAAAGUUGUGUGGAGAUAAUUAGCGAUUCCAAAAAUCAAGGAUUUGAUGACCACAGUUGAACCCUUCAACUUUUAUCUUCGAAUUCACAGCAUCGAAGAUUUAUCUAUUUCGUAGAGCAGUUAAUCAAAAGUGGAACAUUUCAUUGGUUCCGUAUAUCCACAAUAUUCUCGUAGAAGCUCAAUCUCGUAAGCGAAAGUAAGCGGAGAGAAGACUACAGCACGGUCGAGAGUAAAACAGGUCUUCGCGAAUUUGACAGACUUAGAUAUCUUGAUCCCUGAUGCGUAGAUCGACCUGGGGACGCUCAUAGACCAGGCAAUCACGUCCAUCUCUCACUAAAAGACGGAUAGGGUGAUCACGGUCGGACUGAUCGCUGAAGGAGCGAUAAAACAUGUCGAGGCUGCUGAAAGGAGAGCCGACAGGCGGUUAUGUGAUUGCCUCGUGCGCGGAUCGAGGAUCGUAUUAGCCCGACUGGCAGUGACGCAUGUCGUAAGCCACGUGAGACCGGAGAAACGACGCGGUGGACGCCACGCAGGAUUUACGAAGAGAGAGAGAGAGAGAGAGAGUGUGAGAGCAAAGCAAGAGAAAUAGAGAGAACCGCGAUAGAACUAGUACGAGCGCAAAACAGGCCAGGCGACGAGCCUCCCAUUACCUACCGGAAGUCAUAUGCCCAUACACGCGCGUAAAACGCGUACGGCUUGCGAAGAAAUUGAAAUGGUGGAGUUGUGUGGCAGCGGCCAAGCUUCUUCGGCCAUGGGGGUGAUAGGUAUCGGUUCGAUGGUGUCCGCGGCGACUUCGUCGUCCUCUUCGUCGACUACCACGACUACAGGUGCCUCAUCCUCGGCAUCGGGACGUGCCGGUGUCCUCGAGACUCAAGUGCGCGGUCAGUGGUACCGCGUCUUCGUCUCCUUGGAAGACGAUUAUCUCAGUAUUUCGCUCGACGAGAGUUGUGAGACCGGUAACAACACCCUGAACAACGGUAAUAUCAAUAAUAAUAAUGUGGACAGUCUGAACGAUCCGGAUGUGCCCGACUCGGUGGCAAAUCAGAAACGUAUCGUCCGCGUGGUAAAAAGCGAUAACAACGGCCUUGGAAUUUCGAUUAAGGGCGGAAAGGAAAACAAAAUGCCUAUUCUCAUCUCGAAGAUCUUUAAGGGUAUGGCGGCAGACGCUACUGAGCAGCUUUACGUUGGCGACGCUAUUUUGGCAGUAAACGGCGAGGAUCUACGAGAAGCUACGCACGACGAAGCGGUAAAGGCGCUGAAGAGAGCCGGCAAGGUCGUUGAACUGGAAGUGAAAUACCUGCGGGAAGUGACGCCGUACUUCAGGAAGGCUUCGAUCAUCCAGGAAGUGGGUUGGGAACUUCAGCGCGGCUUCCUCAGCGCGACGCCGCCGCCGCCAAAGUCACCACCGCGGGCGGACACUCGUUAUCUGCCAUUACAACUCUGCCGACUCACCAGGGCGCAUCCCACUUCCGAUCCCGAAGGCCGCAUUCUCGAGCUGCACUCGCCUGACGGCGUCCACGAAUGCUGGUUGAGAGCCGCUGACAGCACCGAGGCGAAUGUCUGGUUCAAUGCUUUGCACUCGGCGUUGGCAGCUCUCACCUUGAAAGCAUUACGACUGGCCUCAGCACUUCCGGAUCCGCAGCAGCUUCAGCACAUCGGCUGGCUCGCGAGGAGACAUUGUCUUCAGAAUGGACGAGCCAGUAGCGAGAGCAGCGAGGACGGGGCCGGAAGUAGCGCGAGCACUUCGCGAGGAGCCGGAAGUGGAUUCGGUCUCGCCGGCGGCUGCACCGGCGGGUGGCGCAGUGUCUUUGGCGCAGUUUCAGGCCGAGAACUCAGACUGUACGAAUGCGCGCCUUGGAGUCCAGAAGCUUGGGCCUCGCCGAGCAUUACCUGUCCCCUCAUCGCGACACGACUGGUUUCCUCCCCGACGCGACAGAACGAAGCGGCGAGCAGCAGUAGCGGUUCGAUUCAACACGGGGCGACGUUCGCGGUUCGGGUUGGCACGAUCGACGGGGUGAUCACGCAUCAUUUACGAGCUGAAACACGAAGAGAUCUGGCGGCCUGGGCCCGAGCGAUCGUUCAGGGUUGUCACGCGGCCGCUCACUCCUUGCGGGAGUACACCGUUCGUUGCACAUGGCAACGUAAAGCCUGUCAGUUAGUUGUCAACCAUGAGGAAGGAUUCGCGCUUUAUGCCGCUGGAACGCGGAACACUGCCGGUAACGGCGUAAGUCCUGGAUCACCGCCCGCGCCGCUCUGGAGAAGAUCCUUCGACAAAUUGAAAAUGUCCGCGGACGACGGCGCCCGUCUCCUGUGGCUUGAUUUUGGGGGCGAGGAUGGCGAAAUUGAGCUCGACUUGGAGAGCUGUCCGAAACCGAUCGUGUUCGUCCUGCACAACUUUCUUUCGGCGAAGAUUCACCGGCUCGGUCUGAGCGCAUAGGGGCACGAGGGGGCCCUCACAGAGGCCCCCGAUCUACCCCCUCACACUACCAGGUCUAUUACCAGCGUCUUUCUUCAUUGAACCAAAAUGAAUCACGGCGCGAAAGAGAAAAGGGCUUUCUCUCUCUUCGAGGAUUCGAUAUUAACGAGGUUUGAUGAGGCACGUGUAAGAAAUGCAAGGAAUAUCCUUGCCCGUCGCGUCGCGUACGGUUCCGUUUCGCGGCUUUAAAACGUGAGGAAGAGAUAGAUUUGAAAUAAAGAUGAGUAACGGCGAAACAAUUUGGGAAUGACUGAUAUUAGGACAGAGAAUUUAGAGAAAAUAACAGUCCGAGGAUUCUAAAAUUGCAAGAUUUUUAUAAGAGUCAAUCUAACAAAGUUCCAAUAUAUAUAAAUGUUCCUUGAAUUAAAAUCUCCAUUUAUUUAAUACAGUAUCUGAAAAUUGAACAUUCUAAGAAUCAAAUAUUUGAGGUUUUAGAUAAAUAUUUACGAGUCUGAAACCUUGAAAUCUGAGACAUUUUUAAAAACAGUUUUCAAAAAUUUAAAAAAUGACAAUUUUUAACUUUUCUCAAGAAUUUAGAACUUACCAUUCCAAAUUUUAUUGCAUGUUUAAAUAUUUAACAUAUCAAGAAUUUUCAAUAACAAGUAAAACAUUUACAAUAAUAUCUUACUCUCUUUGAAAUUAAAAAUAUUCUCUCAAUACCUAAGAUUUAAAAAAAUUUUAAAAAACAUCUUAACGGCCUAAUUCUUUUUAUCAAAGAUGCAAAGAUUCAAAUUGCGCACAUCCUAGAAUUCUCGGACUUGGCUCUAAGGAUUCCAGGACUGGAAUCGUUAGAGAGAUACAAGUAAUAAGAUGCAAAGAAGACUAUAUGUGUAUAAGUUCGAGAGUCCAUAUAGAAUCUUCAAGAGAAGCUCGAUUACGAUAAAUCGACUCGAGACGAUCCUUAAAAAUCGGGCGACAGUCCCUUUUCUCCUUUUUUUUCCCCAACGAUAAUCGAUACGAAGCCAUCCACGAGACGAUAUAUUGAAGAAAGUACGACACGCAACAAGGACAGAGAGGCGGAGGGGUGAGGAGGAACACCCACGCCACUAAUCACACGCCUAAGUAACUAAUUAUAUAAUUAACUAUUUACCUAAUCAUAAGAGUAUAUAUAUAUAUAAGACUAAUCGCAAAAGAACUGACUUGGCGGAUUAUCGAUAAAUAUUCACUGAUCCUGUGUCGGAUAUCGAAUCGUGGUUAUUGUAACAAGCAACAAGGAAACCAGAUAGGCGUGAUUGUUUAAACGACUUUAUGAGAUAAUUUAAUGUAUUUCGGCUUUUAAACGCAAUUUGAUAAUAAUCUGAAUUUUGGGAAAUAAUAUACAAUCGCACUAUUAUAUUCUGAUGAUUGCUAAAGGUGUCCAAAAAAAAAAGGUUUUACUAAAUUAAAUUUUAUUUUAAUAAUGGAUUUAAAUGUCUAUAAUGUCUCGUUUAAAAAAAUUUGUAAAAUAAAUAUUUUAUGGAAAAUGAUACGUUUGGAGAUUAGUAAUUUAAUUUUAUUAAUAUAAAUAUUUUGAUUUUAAUUUUAAUUUAAUUAAUUCAAUUAAACCAACUUAAUUAAGUUACGAUAUUUUAGGUAAAUGCUAUUUUUAAUUUUACCAAUUUAUUUUAUCAAUUUAGUUUAGUGCUUUCAGUAAUAUAUUAUUCGUAAAUUGAUGUAACGAUAUCGAGAUGAGAUAUUUUAUAAUUUAUAAGCUUCACACAUAAAUACACAAACAUAUUGACAUUUUAUUUAGUCAAUAUUCAUAUAUUCAUCGUGUUAUUCGGCUAAAUAAAUUUUUAACAAAUUUUAAUUAUUCUUAUAUACACGUUAAAACAUUUUGCAUUAAAAAAUCUUGAAAUUUCUCUUUGUCGUUUAAACAUCGCGAUAAUUCUGAUCUCGCGCACGAUCGAGACAUUUAGGCGAAGCGUGUAACGUACUCGUUACCAGAGUAGAAGCUAUCAUAAUAAGGCCUAUGUUUUCACCGUACAUAUAACGUUAACGUGAUCAUCUAUUUCCAAUAUCCAGCUCUCUCAUCGAGAUAUCACGUUGUAUGCAUUUGAUGUAAACAUAGCUAUCAAUCAUAUAAUCAUCUUCGAGAUCGCGUGAUAUUAUAUUAUGGCAUAAUCGAAACACAUUCGCGAUCAAAUUUAUUGUAAUAUCAAAAAAUGAUAGAAUCGCUACGACAUUUGUCAUCUUUCUGUCAAUGCAAUGCGAAAAAAAAACUUUAGCGUUAAAUGCGCGAUGAAAACACGGUCAUUAUUAUUCAACAAUGAGCCGCUCAUUGAUAUUUAGACCUUUCAGUUCCCUCGAAAAUUUGCAAGAUACGCAUUUCUUUAAAUUCAUCUAAAGCAUAAAGAGAGAGAAACAGGAAAGAAUAAUAAUAAUAAUAAAUCUGUUUAUUAUUGUGACCAAGCUUCGUCAAACUAUAUUAUACACAUGUAUAUUGCAAUGUAGAAAUAAAGAGAGAAAUUGGGGUAGAUAUUUCAUUGCGGUUAAUUAUAAUUAGCGUGUGCAUGCGCGCGCGUUACUUUAUAGAAACGGGCUCUUCUCAAUUGGCGAACAACAUUUUAUACACCGAGGAAAAAUUAUUACAUUUUACGUGCUUUAAUUUUACACGAGGAUCUGGUCAGUUUCUCUCACGUUUUUCGAGCAAAAAAAAAUUUUACGCGCGUCACACGGUACUAAAGUCCACGAAGUUGGGAACACCUGGAAAGGACUUAAGGAGUUUACUCUCUUGAUCUUCCAGCAGGGAACUUUCCACGAGAUAACGUGUUUCGUUUCGGUAAGGCGAUAUUUAUGUCACUCCCCCACCUGCCCACAGUCAAAGCGCCUCGAGUGAGUUCGCGGAAGUUGGAAUAUCCGCGCGUUUCUCGACCAAAAUACCUCUUUGGAAUUGUACUCGAGAGGCGAUCGCCAUCGAUCUCCUAGCCAGACAAAAUGGAAAUAUCCUCCUGGCGGCCGUUUCGUGACGAAGCGAGGCGAGGCGGAAAUCGAGGUUGACUUACGUUCAAGAUCUUCCAUCUUCUCGUGUUCUCGUGUUAGAGAAGAGGAAUCGUUUUUAAAUUCUAGAAUUCGGCGAUAUUUGCAAGAUUCUUGUCCCGCGUAUAUUUAUAAAGCGAAAAAAUCAACUCGUAUGAACAUGCAAAAAGGCAAUAUUUGUAAGAUUUGUAAUUUAAUAAAAGAAAAAGUAGACGAUUGCCUUUUUUCCAAAAUCAAGAAGAGAAGUUUACCGCGCAGGAUCGAGGGAACCGAGUACGUAUGUCGAUAUUAAUCUAAAAGAACGAUCGGUUGCAAAAUCCAAAAGAAUUGCACAAACGACUGUUGCACGAAAUUUGUCAAGCAUUUUGAUUUUAUAACAUAUGAUUCGUGUGAAUUAGAUUUAACGCGAAACGUUUAUAAUUCCUAUAUGUUCUUAAGAUAUCCGUGCAGGAGCCGUUGUUGGGCAAACUUUUAAAUAGUAUGUGGAUUGCGAAAAAUUCGUUCUGAAUUGGCGUUAUUUACGACUUGGACAAAAACUCUACCAAAAGAAAAAAAAAUACGCUUGAAACAGAAGGUUCCUUGAUAAAUCAAUGAGCGGCCAUUUUAGUUGUUUUGUACGAUAUUCAUAUUCUUUAACGCAGGUAAACUUAAAGUAGCAAAAAGCGUCGAUGUGUGCAGCCUGAUUUUUUUGUUUCUUAAAAGCAAUAGUUCAUCUGAAUGAUUGUUCAUGUUAUAUUUUGCUCAGAUUAUAAAAAUAAAAAAUUUAUGAAACGAAAUAGGAAAAGAAUAAGAUUGUGAGGAUUUCCAAGGAUCCGAGAUUUUUACUCGAAAAAUAAAAAUAAAAUAAAGAUUAUUGCAAGAUAUAAUCAAAGGAUUUAAAAUCAUCAUUUCUUAUAUACGUGUAUAUAUAAUCUUGAAACUCAUUUCAUUGCAAUAUCUCUUUUUGCUUAUAAAUAGAAUUUUUUUUAACUUUUUAAAUAAAUUUUAAGAUAAUUGCGGUCUGAUGUUUAAA